Molecule: messenger RNA, 1757 nt
Organism: Mercenaria mercenaria
Lineage: Eukaryota; Metazoa; Mollusca; Bivalvia; Venerida; Veneridae
Exons: 5
Coding region: 15-653 (212 amino acids)
Source: RefSeq, a predicted model, not a curated record
ACGAAAUAAAGACGAUGACCUUAAAAGCUUUGGUGGUUCUUGCUGUCCUAACUUACACUAAUAGCCAACCUCGGGAGAUUGGAACGAAUUCACAUUAUCAAAAGAGAAUAUACCCUGGAAGCGUAAAGGAAAGAUUAAAGACACCGCCUCUGCCAAUGCCCGGCUUCGAUCUUCAAGCAUGGAGCGGCCAGUGGUAUUUUCAGUACCAUAAAGCUCCGUGUAGCUGGGCUGUAUCCGAGGAGUUCUCAGAUUAUACCCAGUUCACUGAGUUGCAUGGAAACGUAGCUUUAUACCACGAAACUAUGAGGAAUCAUGACUUGUGUAAUUCCGUUACAUCAUCAUUACGCAUUACUGGCCCUGGCACUUUUAUAGGCAAUGACCCUGUUGGCGACAAUUGGAGUGGAAAAGUAAUCGUGGCAGACACGGACUAUAAAACUUAUUGUAUUACCUGGGGAUGCACAAAAUGGUCAGCUUUUUAUAAUACAUGUGAGGAUCCUUGGAUAUACAUUAAAACAAGACAGAUGAACCCUCAUCGAGAAGUACUGAGGCGCAUAGAAAUGGCCCUUUAUAAGCUAUGGGGUAUCUCUAUUAACCAGCUGACGAGAAUAAUUCACGGAAGACCUUGCUCAGCCAGAGGGAAACUGGCCUACUGAGUUAGCGGAAAACAACAGCAAAUGGAGUGACAUGACAGCUUUUGAAUCGACGUACUUGUAACUGAUAAAAAUGUGAAAUGUAUGAUUGCGGUUUGGCUAUGAUCAAUGUUUUUACCCUUUUGGUGAAAAGACAUAAAAUAGUUUUGUACCCGUUAUUGGGAGUAUUGUUAUUUAAUUUUAGAUCUAGAGCCAAAACAAAGUGCUUUCUUUAAAAAAAUAAGUUUGUUCACAGAUCCUGACUGAUCCAUCACAUUAAAUUUAAUUGUCUCGGGUCCAAAUCAUUUUGAACGUAAAUUCUUUAGUACGGCAGUCAGAUAUUCUAUCAAAAUGCAUAUAUUCAAUUAAAAAAAUGUUUAGCUUUUCAAAUAAGUAGUGUAGAUAUAAAAUAAUUUCUGUCGUAUUGUAACCCCAAUUUUCCCUGUUUGUAUAUUAAUUGGCUGUGAAUUGAUUGAAAGAAAGAAAUUGAAAAAACAGACCUUCCCAACUCAAAAUUUCUUGGUCAAUCAAAGCACAACAAAUAACACUUUUAAGUGUGGUCAUAUUUGGAUACUUUUUUGUCCGUCUGUUAUCAUUUUUGACUGAAAUGAACCUCUACCACAAAAACUUGAGCUAUCCUGAUUUGUUAAGAAAUUAUUCCAAUGGGAUUCGAGCAAUGUCGAAGCAUUUGUGUGCCCAACUCCGUUUGGUCUCAUUGGUCAGUGAUUUAUUACUUUCCCCUCACCUCUACCGGUUGGAGUUUUACUAGGGGCACAAAGUUGCUCAUGUGUCGAAGCCAUCUAACUGGGUUUCAGAAGAUAUGUUAUUCCACAUGGGUGCCCGUUUUGUCUUAAAUAUUCCUCACCAUCCUCUGCCGAUAAAUGGGCACGCCUUCAGAUUAAUGUAGAACAAUCAAAAUUAAAAAUAAGACACUCAUCCCUUAGUAAUUAUAAAUACAAAAUAAAAACAAACUGAUUCAGUGAGUUUUGGCAAGAAUUUAUUUGCAAAACCAUUCAUGUAGUCUUUAAAACAUAUAGAAAAGCUAUCUACUGUGUUAGUCACACUGUAAAUGUUUGAUUUCUGUGUUAUUCUUAAAGAAAUGUUAACUUCAUGUAUAAUCAUAACUGG